GGAAUAUUUAGGCUUUGUCGUUAUCUUUUCCACAUGGAGCCACAGAUUUGUUCUUACAUGCAUUUAUAUCAGACGGUAACUCAUUAUUUAAGCUACAUCCUCAGGCAAUUGAGUUAUGGAAGACUUAGAAUUUUUACUCAAAUUUAAAGGAUGCCAUUUUAUACAUUCUGAAGUUAAUGUUGACUUUUUAGAAAAUAUGGAUGAUUUUGAAAUCAGAGAAGAUGAUGUCUUCAUAGUCUCAUACCCAAAAUCUGGAACCGUGUGGGCUCAGCACUUACUAAGCCUGAUUUAUUGUGAAGAGUAUCGCAAAAGAACUGCAAAUGUGGACACAGUUUAUCGAGUCCGCCAUCUUGAAUACAGUCCCGACCCAAGUGACCUUGACAGAAGCCCUUCUCCUCGUCUGUUCUGUAGCCACAUUCCGUACUACUUGGCUCCCAGAGGGCUGAAGAAACAAAAAGCCAAAAUUAUUUAUUUAUACAGGAAUCCUAAAGAUGUUAUGUGCUCAUUUUUUCAUUUUUCAAAAAUGCUGAGUGUACUGAAACCAUCAGCCAAUAUGGAGGAAUUUAUGGAACUCUUUUUAGAAGGAAAAGUACUGGGAAGUCUUUGGUUUGACCAUAUCAGAGGUUGGUGCGAGCACAAAAGUCACUUCAAUAUUCAGUUCAUAAUGUAUGAGAACAUGAUAAAGGAUCUGAGAAGUUCUACAUUAAAAGUCUGUAAAUUUCUGGGGAAAGAAUUGAGUAAGGAAGACAUGGAUGCUGUUGUGAGUCAGGCCAUGUUUGAAAACAUGAAGUCUGACCCACGUGCAAAUUAUGAAAACGUACUAAAGAGACGACAUGAUUUGAGAAGAACAGAUGGCCAUUUCCUUCGCAAAGGUACCAUUGGAGAUUGGAAAAAUCACAUGACUGUUGCCCAGAAUGAAAGGUUUGACAAGAUUUUCCAAAAGGAGAUGAAAGAUUUUCCCUUGAAGUUCAUCUGGGAUAUAAAUGAAGAAUAGAAUCCUAAACUCAGCCCAAAUGUUUUAAGAAAACAUGUUCAGAAAGAAACAUUUAAUAAUACACUCUAAUAUCUUUGACUAAUAUUGGAUCACAAUUGAAAACCUUAAUGAUUAAUAAAUAGUAAUAGAGUAAUUCUACAUAAUUUGGCAUAUGCGACCUGUUUUCCAUUUCGUGGGUUCAUCAAUUUCUGAUGUAAAAAGUAUUCUCCUUAUUGCAUUAGCAUAUAAUUAUGGAAUAUUGUAUUUUACUUUCAAGUAAUUCCUCAAUUCUUGAG
This is a messenger RNA of Manis javanica (Malayan pangolin), 1269 nucleotides long. RefSeq names its product amine sulfotransferase-like. NCBI's taxonomy places the organism in Eukaryota, Metazoa, Chordata, Mammalia, Pholidota, Manidae. Gene Ontology annotation, molecular function: sulfotransferase activity. The record is from RefSeq and is a predicted model, not a curated record.